This is a messenger RNA of Vittaforma corneae ATCC 50505, 1068 nucleotides long. RefSeq lists its product as uncharacterized. Gene Ontology annotation, biological process: proteolysis. Gene Ontology annotation, molecular function: metalloendopeptidase activity. Bases 1 to 1068 code for a protein of 355 amino acids. The transcript has a single exon. NCBI's taxonomy places the organism in Eukaryota, Fungi, Microsporidia, Nosematidae. The record is from RefSeq and is a predicted model, not a curated record.
AUGCCCACCACCUUCUGUCUCGUAAAUGUGGACUAUUGGCCACCAAUGAUCUCGUACAUUGCUACUAGGUAUGGAAUUAUUUUAGUGCUACAAGUGAUGGGAUUUUACUCUAAGGUUUGGAAUAGUAAAUUUAAACCCAUUGACUGCGAUGAAGUUACAUAUACAAAAAGAGAAAUUUUCUGGGGAGUGUUGGGCUUAUUGCUGUUAGUAGCAUGUGCUGUAGCACCUGAAUUAUUUUUCAUUAUAGGUGGUGUUGCUAUUGGCACUAUAAUCUCAUAUGGUUUUGUCAAGCUUGUUUCCUUCAUCACCUCAAAGGUAUCAACAACUGGCCUCAUAGUUUUUGGCAACUGUCUCGUCGCAGCAGUGGUUCUCUUGCGAGCAUAUUAUACACCCUAUCUUCUGGGAGGUACUCCCAUUACUGAAUACUUCCAAAACAAAGGCUCGGACAUUUCUCAGUAUGAGAAGUUUUUUGCCGAUCUCGAUGUUGACAUUUCAAGAGUGUUUGUUGUAGAUGGUAUGCUUUCUGACAAUGCAGCCAGCAAUGCUAUUCCAUUCAAGUCCAUGAUGAGCAUUAUAAUCGGCAAGGGCACUAUCCAGAACAACAGCUUUGAAGCAGUCAAGGCUUUGCUGUUGCACGAGAUAGGACAUGCAAGACACUUUGAUCUUUUAUCCAUCUUCGUUGCACCCUACAUUAUUGCAUCCCUAGCAAUGUGCUUUCUGGUGAAGAAUAUUAAGAAGGAUGAGAACAAGUCUGCACUAAAGCAUUACGUGACGGUGAGCGCUCAGAUCGCAUUAUUUUUCCUCAUCGCCACUCUGGCUGGCAAUUUCAUUGCAAAUAUCUGCGAGUUUAAUGCAGACAGGUUUGCAUGCUCAUAUGCAGAAUCAUGUGCCGAUCUAUCUCAAGGUGUUUUAGAAAUAACUAAGAAUAACAAAGCCCUAACAUACUACUACCCACCAUUCUCAUUACUGUUCGACCAUCCCUCUAACUUCCACAGGAUGAGGCAGAACAACUACAUGGUCAACGGAAGCGUAGAAAUGACGCCUGCGCUAGAUGGCUGUCCCUUCUAG